CUUGACCCUUGUACUUGCUUUGAAUCUCAAAAUUCAUCAAACAAUCACACACCUGAAUUUUUACUAACUUUUUCUCUUAGCCUCAAACAAUCCUUAAGUACAUUUUUCUGUCUCUCUUUUGUCUCUUCUCACUCACUCUAUGACCAUAGCUUCAUGAUUACUCACAUGUGUAUAUAGAGAGAGUGAGAGGUGUGUGAAUCAAACACCAAAUUCAGCUCAGUAACAUGCUUUUAUGGUUUAGUGGUGGAUUUGAGGUGCACUUGAGAAGCAAGCAAAGAAUGUCCAUUUGGGGAAUUCAACAGCUCCUGAAAUAACAAAGCAAAGUACACAGAUCUAUGAGAAACAAUUCUCUUUUCCCUCUCCAGCCUUGAGAGCUUGACACAGUCUAGUCUCCAACAAUGUUCAAAGCAACAAACUCAGGCUCAGAUCGAAGAGGAAGCUGAGGCUCUGAGACCUACUCAUCAGUGUUUUGCUUUUGAAAGCUUUCUGCAAACUGAGAAAAAGCUUUAACAAGAGGCUCCUCCUGACUUGGACUGUGAUAUAUCACUGCUUUAAAAAAAAUAAAAUUAGACCUUUCAAUCACUACACAGAGCCAAGUUACUGAGUUAUCAUCAUCAAUGCAUAGCACAUAGCAGCCCCACUUUUUACACUCUCUCAUCACUCACUCACUUCCUUCUUUCUUCUCUCUCUAUAUACUUUAUGUGAGGAUAAGAGAGGGAGAAGGCAAAGAUUUGAGUUGAAAAAAGGCAUGAUAAUUGUGAUAUGGAGGAGGAUGAGAUUCAAGAACAGGUUUCUAAGUUCCCAAGAAUUGAAAAUGGCACCACUUUCCAAAGUAGCAGCUGGCACAACAACUCUUCAAGAAUAGUGAGGGUGUCUAGAGCCUCUGGUGGCAAAGACAGGCACAGCAAGGUGAUGACUUCUAAGGGGUUAAGGGAUAGAAGAGUUAGGCUCUCAGUGUCCACAGCUAUUCAGUUCUAUGACCUUCAAGAUCGCUUGGGUGUUGACCAGCCAAGCAAAGCUGUGGACUGGUUAAUCAAAGCUGCUGAAGAUGCUAUCUCAGAGCUCCCUUCUCUCAACAACCUUUUCCCUGAAACCCCACAGCAACAAAGUGAUCAUGAGAAUCAGAACCUGAACCAGAAUCUUAACUCCUUGUCCAAAUCUGCUUGCAGCAGCAAUUCUGAGACAAGCAAAGGCUCUGGUGGCUUGUCCCUCUCGCGGUGUGAGAAUCGCGUCAAGGCGAGGGAGAGGGCAAGGGAAAGAGCAGCAAAGGAGAAAGAGAAUGAGUCAAGCAUUGCACACAAUGUAAACAACAACCACCACCACAUGUCUCAAACUGCUUCUUUCACUGAGCUACUCACUGGUGGAAUUGGAAGCACAGUGACAGUUCCCACCACCACAGCUAGUCCCACUGGGUCAGUUCAUCAAACACAUGGUGGCCAUCAUCAAUGGUCUUCAACUGUAACUCCAAUGGACUACUUCAGCUCUGGCCUUCUGAUGGGACAUUCAUCUUCAAGAACUCAUCAAUCUUCUUCCUCUUCUUCUUCAUCUCCUGGAUUCUCAGGGCAAAUCCAAUUAGGACAUUCACUUCCGGUUUCACCGUUCAGCGGCGAAAACCACUCAGAUCAGAUGCAGCGUUUCUCCUUCAUGCCUGAACAUCUGAUGGUUACUUCAUCUUCUUGUUCUACUCAGCCUAGCGGGAUCAGUGACUACAAUCUCAACUUCACCAUAUCUCCUGGCCUUGCUGCUGGUUACAAUAGGGGGACCCUUCAGUCCAAUUCACCGUCUCUUUUGCCUCAUCAUCACCAUCUGCAGAGGUUUUCUUCUUCACAAGUAGACGGUUCAUCAUCCAAUAACAAUCUACCUUUCUUCAUGGGAGGAGCUGCUGCUGCUCCUUCAACCAUGGAAAACCAUCACCACCUUCAAUUCUCACCUCUCUUCGAUGGCCGCUUGCAACUUUGCUACGGCGACGGAAGCAGAAACUCAGACCAGAAGGGGAAAGGCAAGAACUGAUGUUCCUGGAUGAUCACAUUUCUCUUCUUCCUAUCUUCUUCCUGGAAUUGUCUUCUGCCUCUAUAAUGUUGGAGCAGCAAGCUGUGUCCCAAGCUUGCCUUCUGCAAAAUGGAGGGUAUGUUGUUGUCAAUCAUCAAGUGUAAUAUCUUGGAUCAUUUUGAGGCAGCAUUAAAUUUCUUUGAGUAUUUGGAUAUUUUUUUCUUAUGCAUGGAGAUUGAUUACUGUAUUUUGGAGAAAUGUAGAGAAUCUUGAAUGAAUUUAUUCUUUUGAUUUCUACCAUUAUUUUGAAGUA
Lotus japonicus is the source of this 2302-nucleotide messenger RNA. RefSeq names its product transcription factor TCP2. The transcript is spliced from 5 exons. NCBI's taxonomy places the organism in Eukaryota, Viridiplantae, Streptophyta, Magnoliopsida, Fabales, Fabaceae. Gene Ontology annotation, cellular component: nucleus. The record is from RefSeq and is a predicted model, not a curated record. Gene Ontology annotation, biological process: regulation of secondary shoot formation. The coding region runs from base 763 to 2010 and encodes 415 amino acids. Gene Ontology annotation, molecular function: sequence-specific DNA binding; DNA-binding transcription factor activity.